This is a messenger RNA of Phyllopteryx taeniolatus (common seadragon), 5074 nucleotides long. It is a transcript of the gene mpz, whose product is annotated as myelin protein zero. The record is from RefSeq and is a predicted model, not a curated record. Bases 202 to 843 code for a protein of 213 amino acids. Gene Ontology annotation, cellular component: membrane. The transcript is spliced from 6 exons. Gene Ontology annotation, biological process: myelination. NCBI's taxonomy places the organism in Eukaryota, Metazoa, Chordata, Actinopteri, Syngnathiformes, Syngnathidae.
UCUGCACACCGUCAGGCCUUCUGUUGCUGUGCCGUGCCUCUUGGCUCUAUCAUUCAUCUUCUUCUUCUUCUUUGCACACUCGCCUGCAGAGUGGGACUCUUACGUCACCUAGACCGCUGUCUCUGUGUGUGUUUUUGUGUGUUUGUCACCGCUGUUGAUUCCGCCUUGUCGGUGAGAAGUCCACACUCACCGAAGACCAUCAUGCUGAUCUUUGUGGCGCUGGCGUCCCUCCUCUUCCUGGCCACAGUGCCCGAGCCGUCCCAGUCCAUCGUGAUUUACACGGGCUGGGAGCGCCACGCCCUGGUGGGCACCGAGGUGCGGCUCUCCUGCUCCUUCUUCUCCUGGCGCUGGACCUCCGAGGACGUCACCUUCUCCUGGACCUACAGACCUGACGGGUCCAGGGACAGCCUUUCCAUCUUCCACUACACGGGCGGCAUGGCCUACGUGGACAACAAGGGUCCCUUCAGGGACCGGCUGGAGUUCGUGGGGGACCCGAGCCGCCGUGACGGCUCUAUUAUGCUCAAGAACUUGGAGUUCAGCGACAACGGAACGUUCACCUGCGACGCCAAGAACCCGCCCGACAUCGUCGGACGGCCCUCCUCCGUGCGCCUGCUCGUCUUUGAGAAAGUGCCGAUCCAGGCGGGCGUGAUCACGGGUUCCAUUGUGGGCGCGGUGCUGGGCCUGCUGCUGCUCAUCGUGGUCAUCUACUACCUGAUGCGCUUCCUGGUAGCACGCCGCGUCUUCAGCCUCAGCGUCAGCAAACACGGCAAGAAAAAGAAGGAGGGAUCACAGCAGAGACAGCUCUGGACACCACCCCCCCUCACUCUCUCUCCCCGCCCUUAACAGGAUCUUUCUCCGCCCCCCCCAUGUCCUCUUUCUCACCUCUUUGAGUCACUUCUACUUUUUUUAAACGUUUCUUCUCUCCCCUUCACCACAGCGCCGCCCGUCCAUCUAAAACCGCCACCCGCCCUCCCCCUGGCACUCCUUUCCUCCUCGAGUGACUCUCCACCCCUGUUCUCCCCCCGCCCCCCUCUCUCCCUGCUCACCCACAGGGCCCCGCGCCAGCGGCCGACCCUGCCAAGCUGAAGGCCUCGGAGAAGAAGAAGCAGGAGUCCCGCAAGGAUCGCAAAUAGGAUACGGGGCGGGGCUGGGGCGCGCUCCUUGGACGGCUGCUCCGGCCCGGGCAGGAGGGGGGGACGGGUGGCGGAGGGGCGGCGGCAGUAGAGGACGCCGCCGGGCGGGUGCUAAUGACCAUCGACCUGGAGCUGACCCGCAAGAACGGCGAGGAGGGCCCGGCUGGUGGCCCCUCCAAAGCACCCAGCCUCCUUUCUCGGUUCGCCCGGCAGCUCGCCCUCAAAUAAGCGGGGUUCUCGUGGGGGUGGGGUGGGGGGAAUACCACCUGUAAUAAACAAGUCUAAUCGUAUCCGCAUCGAAUGAGAUUUAUGGUCCUGAAGUCGUUGUUAUCGAGUCCCAGCCUCGUUUUGAUAACAACGCUGCCCCGUCGCUUGUGCGCAGGGGCGCCGUACUGUCCCCUGCCCCCCACCCUUCAAAUGUUUCAACGUUCUCUUCUAACCACUAUGUCCUCUCUCUUUCUCUCUCUUACUCCCUGACCCUUCUUCUUCUUCUCUUCUUAGAUAAAGGUCUGACUCCUCCGUGACGCCUCCAGCUCUCUAGUCUGCCUGACGCACCCCCACUUGUCCUUUCCCCUCAGUCGUCAUUACUUCCCAUUAUCUCUCCUCCUUUAAGACAGGCUAUAGGAAGAAUAGACGCCCCCACCCCCUGCACCCGCUCUUUCAGUGGUUGUGUCAAAUAAUUUCCUCACAGGAGUCCCUUUAUGCACUCACCGGGUGACGCGUAAAAAAAGUGUUUAAGGCCUAACAACCCUCGUAAUCGGCGCCGCAGGAGCUCUGCAGACGCCCCACGGGCCGGUCCGCAGCCUCCUGAAUCUUCUUGCCUUUAUGACUCAAUCUGGCGGAAACCAUGUGACGAGGACCAGGCCAGACCUUGGGGCAGCAUCGAAAGAGAUAUGAUUUUUCCUGUCCUUUUUAAGAUGAAGUAGUCUUCAUAUCACGAGAUUUUAUUUUGGGAGCAAAGUUGGAAGCUGGCAAGUAUAGAGUUGCAUUUUUUUUCAUUUAAAAACGUUUCAAUAAUAAGACAAAGUCAUAAUUUGGGGGGAAAAGGCAUAUUGCAAGCUGUAUUUUUCAAGAUAAAAGGCAUAUGUCAAAACAUAGUUCAUACAAAUAUUCUGAGAACAACUAAUAUUUUUUUCAAGAAAAAAAUAUUGGUAAAAAAGUUGUAAUUUUAUUGUAUUUUUUUCAAAGUGAGAAGUCACAUUUUUGGGGGAGAAAUGCCAGUAUAAAAUUGUAAUUAUGGGGAAGAAAAUACAAAUAUUCCAAGAACAAAAGUUUUAUUUGUUUUCCAAAAAAUGUUGGACAUUUUGGGGGAUUUUUGGGGAUAAGGUCAUAUUUUUGGCACGAUAAAAAGUCGUUCUUUUAUUGGGGUGGCGAUAAUAAAGAAUAAAGCAUAUUUUGUCAUGGAUUUUUUUUUCCAGAAAAUGAAGUCAUACUUCUCCAGAUUAUUAUUAUUAUUUUAUUUAAAAAAAAAUAAAAACUCAUAAUUUUACAGUAACAAAGUUGCACGCUUUGAAGUUAAAAAGUAAAAUACUAUGAGAAUAAAGAUAUAUUUUCUAUUUUUGGGGAUAGGUAAAAAUUAAAUUUGACUUUUUCCCAAUGAAAAUGCAACAAAAUUGCAACAAACACGUUGGACUUUGAGUUGGCGCUGUCUCGUCCCGGCCUGUUGGAAGACGGCGGUACUGAGCCCUCCUCUGGCCCCUGAUGGACGUUAAUGGCAUCUAUUUCUGGCCGCCUGUACUGUAACAGCUGCGCAUUUCUUGGUGGAGUUAGUGGGUCGGUGUUGGGUGGUGGUGGGUAUGAUUUAGCGUCCGCCGUUUCGCCUGGCAGGUUGGCGACUGACUAGCACGGAUGACGUCAAGGGGCUGUCGGGCGGGCGGUAGACGGGAGCUACUUAAGACGGGACCUUCCUCCUUUUUUCCAAACAUCUCGCUGCCAUCCCUCCAUUCCUGUGUCCUCAUCAAAUCUUUAGCUUUUAUCUCCUUCUGCUUCCUGUCGUCUGGCGGCCCCGCAGAAUAGUAUUCCACACAAUCCACUACACACGUUAAGCCUCUCCUUAUCGGACUUCCAGCUCCCUCCUCCCUUUGCCUCCCUUCGCUUGACCUACAAAAAACCCCACCCCCCUUAAAUCUCCCGGGGACCCAUGCGGUCCUCGCCAUCCCGCUCUCCUUCCGCUGACCCUCCUACUGUCUUUUGUUCAAAUGCCAAGACGCUCACCUCUGCACCCGACUGGCAAAGGAAGGUUCUAUGUUGAGCCACAUUUCCACCAGGAGGUCUAGUUGUUGUUGGCAGGUGAAUCCUGAUCUGGUUUGUGGUUUUUUUUCUUUUUCUUUUUUUUCCUUUUGGUGUGCUCGACGCUUGCAUAAAAUUUCCUAUAGGACAAACAGCCUGAGUGAAAACUUUAGUGAGCUAGGCACAAACAAAAAUAUUCUUUAAGGACAAACAGCCUCUGUUUUAAUCUUGUAUGUUUUUGCAACACCUCAAUAACUGAAAAUUUUAAUCAGAUAUAUGCAAACAUAAAAUUUGGUAAAGGACAAAAAGCCUCUGUUGUAAUGUAUAUUUUGUUUUUUAGCUACACCUCAAUAACUGAAAAUUUUAGCGAGCUAGACGCAGCGACAGGAUUGGAGUGGACACUUGUUGCUAGGCAAAAUAUUGUCUUUUGUGGCCGCUUGGGGCAGGAGGCUGAACUGCCCAGCAACUAAUAAUAGGAAAAGGAGCGUUGGAAGCAAAUUCAGGAGCAUGUCAAUAAUUGACGACUGGUUGGUAGCAAUUUUAGCAGCAACGUUUAGUGGCAAAAUUAGUGGCAACAAGCACAACUGACUUGGUUGGAUUAUUUUUUUACUUUCGCUUGCUAGGCAGAAAUCCUUUGCAACCCCAAGCAAAAAUGUUCAACCCGUUGGGGCAUAGGGCUGAGCUGCCCCACACGCAGAGACGGAGAGUUGACAGGAACCUUGGGAAAACCCCAACAACCGAAAACCUUAGCUACCUAGACGCAAAGACAAGAUUGUUUAGAUUCUUUCAUGACUUUUGUCACCUUGUUGCUGGGCAGAAUUAUGCCGAGGCCAAAUUUUUUGGGCAGAGUGCUCCGCUGCCCCACGCAUUGUUUAAAAAGGUGAGGCAGUGUCCGGCAAGAACCUUAAGAACUUCGCAACAACUGAGAACGUGACAAGCGCAACCAACUUGAUUGGUUGUUUUCUAGACUUUUUAACUUGUUGCUGUGCAAAAUUCCCCCUAGGCUGUAUUUGUUUGGGGCAGAGGGCUUUGCUGCCCCACACAUAGAGAAUACAAUAGAGAGGGAGAGGUGGCAGGAACAGGAACUCAGACCAGGAAUUGACAUGGGUGACGUUUGUGUCGACCUUUGGUAUCAAAACCAGUAGCGACCAUUUGUUUUGCUACCCUUCACAACUUUUGACAGUGGAAACGCCAAGAAUUGCGUGCCGUACUGGAACCGAACUAUGCUACUUGGUGGAAACAUGGUUCAUGGUACAGUAUAUGCUAUGCUAAGCUAAGCGUCAAACCAACAAUGUUAGCCUACGUAGAGCGAUAGAAAGUUUUCAGGAUGGCUGCACAUUCUUUGCCAGGUCUUGGUUGGUUGGUGGUCUUCAAAGGUGCUCCCCUGUCCCCCAAAAUAAACCAAACCACGAGCCAAACGUGGCUCGGCAGACGUCGAGCUUGUGGAUGGCCGAGACUUGAAUGUUCCUUUUGAAAAUUCCUAGCUAUUUGGAAUGUUCCUGCUUGUAGUAAUCUUAUUAAAACACUGUAUGUUUUAUGAAUUGUAUUAGAAGCAAUCUAACAUUCCCUCAUUUGAAUUGACUGUAGCCUCAUGUUUUUUUUUUUUUUUUUUUUUUUUUUUUUACAUUUAUUUAAUUUAACGAUUGUCGUCGCUCUAAUUGAAUGUGUAAUAUGUUGUAAAAAGAACGUGAAUAAAACAUUUAAGCCCACAA